AAAUGUCUCGAGGAGGAAUUCUUCUCGUAAAGUAAUUUUUUUAACACUAAUUCUUUCAAAAUGCUGCACAGACGUGAAAUUGAUGAAUGAAAUUCAACUUAAAAUUGUUUAUAUUUUUUAUAUUCACCUGAACAUAUUUAAAAAUGUGCUUCUCGCAUGACAGAAUAAACCAUCAUUAAUAACACUUUGAAGGAAGGAGUAAGUAUUGAAGAUUUCAGUUGAUGUAACUGGCAUUUCAAUCACAGCCAAAGAAGUUAUAUAAAAACAGUUGACCAAAGUUGUUUUUUUCACUGAUGAGUGUGAAAUCUUUUAUGUCAAAGAUGAGAAACCUGGCUGCAUUUGAUUUUGAUCAUACAAUCAUCGAAUUGAAUAGUGAUGCAGUUAUAGCUUCAACUGUACAAGGAGGAGUGCCGGAAAGCGUGAAAAAUCUCCAUCGAAACAAUGGUUGGACUGCCUACAUGCAAAAAAUUUUCGAAUUACUUAAUAUGGAAGGAUAUUCCGAAGAUUUCAUAAGAAAUACCAUUAUAAAAUUGAAUCCGGUUUGUGGUAUGAUCGAUCUGAUCGAAGAAUUAUCUUCAAAGUUCAAUUAUGAUGUAAUUAUAAUAAGUGAUUCUAAUUCAUACUUUAUCGAUGCCUGGCUGAAUAAUUAUGAUUUGAAAAAGUGUGUCCUCAGGGUAUUCACUAAUCCUGCUCAAUUCAAAGACAAUCUUUUGAUGAUCGAACCUUACCAUUUACAAGAUUACUGUGAUUUGAGUAGCAAGAAUUUAUGUAAAGGUCAAAUUCUGCAAGAUUUUGUUGCAGAACAGGAAAAGAAUGGUGUUCUCUAUGAUAGAAUCAUAUAUGCUGGUGAUGGAGCAAACGAUUUGUGUCCAAUAUUGAGAUUGAAAAUUGGUGAUCAUGCGUUUGUUAGAAAUGGAUUUAAAUUAGCAGACAUAGUUAAAAAAGUUGUAAAUGGUGAUAUGAAGGAUAAGUCUGAAAAUUUGUAUGAAAUUAAAGCCAAAAUUCACUAUUGGACUGAUGCUCUAAACAUUUUAGAAAAAGUGAGAAACAUUCAUGAUGAAAUAAAUGAUUCAUAAAAUUAAAUGUAUUUUUUCUA
Molecule: messenger RNA, 1096 nt
Organism: Harmonia axyridis
Lineage: Eukaryota; Metazoa; Arthropoda; Insecta; Coleoptera; Coccinellidae
Product: probable phosphatase phospho2
Exons: 1
Coding region: 294-1076 (260 amino acids)
Molecular function (GO): phosphatase activity
Source: RefSeq, a predicted model, not a curated record